Helicoverpa zea (corn earworm) is the source of this 5614-nucleotide messenger RNA. It is a transcript of the gene BicD, whose product is annotated as protein bicaudal D. The record is from RefSeq and is a predicted model, not a curated record. The transcript is spliced from 12 exons. Bases 171 to 2390 code for a protein of 739 amino acids. NCBI's taxonomy places the organism in Eukaryota, Metazoa, Arthropoda, Insecta, Lepidoptera, Noctuidae. Gene Ontology annotation, cellular component: cytosol; Golgi apparatus. Gene Ontology annotation, molecular function: dynein complex binding; cytoskeletal adaptor activity; dynactin binding. Gene Ontology annotation, biological process: microtubule anchoring at microtubule organizing center; protein localization to organelle; regulation of microtubule cytoskeleton organization.
GUGUCAGAAAGUCAAACAAAACGUUGACAACACUGAAAUGAGCUGUCAAGACGUUUUACCUUUCAGAGAAUGUAGAAACAAUUGAUUUUACACGUUUUAUAUAGUUGUUUUUCUGAGAUUAUUUACUUUGUUUAUGAAGUUAAAAUAUCUAGCCGUCUAACUGUCACACGAUGGCAGCCGCGGCUCAAAGCGAUUUAUCGAUCGCGGAGCUGAAGGCUGAGAUCGAGAGGCUUGGCCGCGAGCUCGACCAAGCCAGCAGCGAGAAGAUCCAGUCGGCGCAACUGGGCCUGGUGCUGCUGGAGGAGAAGUCGGCGCUGCAGCAACGAUGCGACGAGCUCGAGGCCCUCUACGAGAACACCAAGCACGAGCUGGAUAUCACGCAAGAGGCUCUUAUGAAACUAGACACAACUCAGAAGGUAACAACUCGGAGUGGAAUAGAGCAAGAAAAUGCUCUCCUCAACGAGUCGGCUGCUAUGGAGAGCUCCCUCACCCUACAGAUACUGGAGCUGGAGAGUGAAUCCAAACAGUUGCGUCACGAAUUGGACCGCGUGGUGAGCGAACGUGAUCGCUUACUGGCUGAAAGUUCGGAGCUGGGCCAGGACAAGGUAUCCCGGGAGUCGGAGCGCGUGGCUCUGAGGGCUGAGCUCCGGGAAGCCAGGCAGAGGGAACAGAGACUGCUCGUCGACAUCGGGGAUUUGGAAGACGAGAAUAUUUCGCUACAGAAACAAGUGUCCGCGCUCAGAUCUUCACAGGUUGAAUUCGAAGGCCUAAAACAUGAAGUCAGACAACUUCGCGAAGAGGCCGAAAAUGCGCGCGCCAUGGCCGAAGAGACGGCCGCGUUACGCCGCAUCGCUGAGCGACAGCUGGCCGAAGCGCUCGAAGCGCUGCAAGCCGAGAGAGAAGCCAAGUUCGCUGCCAAGAAGGAACUUGACGCUCACCUCAGCAGGGAAGCUGCGUACAACAUCACCAACUUGGCUUACAGUAUACGAGGUAUGCCAGACGACGGCACAGAGGACGAGGGCGAACCGGGCGGUUCCUCGUCAGCGGAACUGGCGGGCGCCAUGGGCGACCACCACGCCGACCUCUUCUCUGAAGUGCAUCUCCACGAGAUAUCCAGGCUUGAGAAGCAAUUGGAACAGGCACAUAAUGAAAAUAGUCAGCUACAAGCGUCGAUGCGCAGCGCCCAGGUGACGGCGGAGAGCGAGAGCGCGGCCGCCGCGCUGCUCCGCGCCGGCCUCACUCGCGCUGCCUCUCGCGUCACUGCGCUACACGCCUUGCACUCUGACUGCGCACCAUUGGACGAGGAGAAGGUUGAAUCCGGUGGAGUAUCAGCGCGAGCUGCCAAAUGGCUGACGUGGUGGCGAGUGUCCGGCGGCGAGUUGUCCGGACUGGCAGCGCUACUGUCCGAGCUGUCGUCCGGCGCGGUGCCGGCGGACGGGUCGGCGGCGUCGGCGGCCGCGUUGCAGAGGGCGGCGCUGGCGCAGCUGGCUGAUAGGGUCGCUGAGGCUGAAGUGCGAUGUGCUGCGUUGCAAGCCGAUGCUGAUCUGUUGAGGACUCUUGCUGGAGGAGCGGGCCGUGCCCUGUCGACGGCGGCGCCGGCGCUGCUGUCGGCGGCGGAGACGCUGGCGCAGAUCUACCACCACGUGUGUGCCGUCAACGGCACCCAGCCCGAGCGCGUGCUGCUCGACCACGCGGGGCAGAACAUAGUAUCAGGCGCCGAAGACCGUGGCGCGGAGGCCGAAGCCCUAGCCCUCGCAGCGGGCGAGCUAGAAGGCCUGCGGGCGGCGGGCGGCGUGGCGCGGUCGGCCGACACGCUGCUGGACCAGUUGACACAUCUCCGUGCUGCGUUGGACACUGCACUCGACUCCAGGAACAGGCAUCAACCUGUAAUGGAGACCGAAGAGCGCGGCGCCGAGGUGGUAGAACUCCAAGAACAGGUGAUCAAGCUGAAGUCCCUGCUCUCCACCAAGAGGGAACAGAUCGCCACAUUGCGUACCGUUCUCAAGUCCAACAAGAACACCGCCGAGGUUGCUCUCGCCAACCUCAAGAGCAAGUACGAGACGGAGAAGAUCAUCGUUACCGAGACCAUGCUGAAGCUCAGGAACGAGCUGCGGCUGCUUAAGGAAGAUGCUGCUACCUUCUCCAGUCUCCGCGCGAUGUUCGCGGCGCGGUGCGAGGAGUACGUGACGCAGGUGGACGAGCUGACGCAGGCGCUGGCGGGCGCCGAGGAGGAGAAGAAGACGCUCAACCAGCUGCUGCGCCUCGCCGUGCAGCAGAAGCUGGCCCUCACGCAGCGCCUCGAGGAGCUCGAGGUGGACCGCGAGAUGCGCACGCGGCGCGUGCCGAAGGCGGGAGGCGGCGCCACGCGCGCGCGGGGGCGGGACUUCUAGCGACUCGUGUCGGCGCUCAAGGCCGCCGCCGCCGCCCUGCGCGCGCUGCUCGCGCCCGCCCCCCACGUGCGCAGCUAGGCGCCGCCCCCGGCCCCGCCCCCGGCCCCGCCCACUGCGCAGCGCCACGAAUUUAUAGUGUUUAGUGUGGGGCGUGCCGAGCGGCCGCAACAAUUUUAUAACUGUGCGCUCCCUUGGGACUAAAUUAUUUAUACGUUUUAUAAAAUUUUAAUCUAAUUAAUGGUAGGUACGGGUGUGAGGGAGGAGCCUCGGCGCGGCGCGGGGGGCGGGGCGCGGGCCCGUCGCUCCGUGAACCGUCAAACUGUGCAGCCGCGCCCGCCGCCCGCCGCGCUGGACGCGAUAGAGACGAACAUAGAAUUAAUGGAAUAAAAACUAGGUACUCGUCGAGGCUCCUCGCCUGGUGACAGUUGGUGUGUAAUAUUAAAGUUGACUGAUUUUUACCGCGAGCCCCGUCGGGCCGGUGCGUUGUUGUUGUUGCCGCAGUGUCGGCCGCUCGUGUCGGUCGUACUUGUCGCCCGCACGUGUCGGUCGUACUUGUCGCCCGCACGUGUCGAUGUUGCGUCUCGUUCGCGAUCGUGCCGCGCGUCACCGAUCCAGAUUUGAUAUCGAAUUUCCUCAAUAUAUCUAUCUAUUGCACGUCUCAAAUUGAUGUUUAUCGAGUAUUUUUGUAAUAGGAUCAGUGUAUUUUAUUACGCAUAUGAAUUUAUGACCGUUGUUACGAUAUCGCAGAAGACACGGCGGCGCAGCGGGCGGCCGGACGGCCGGCUUGCUGUCCGGCCCGGCUGGCUUGCUGUCCGGUCCGGCCGGCCGCUGCGCCGCACUCCGCCUCAGAGACACAUUUUCUUAUACGUGUGGAAGUUAACGGGAGUUUCGAUGAAACAGUGCGACAUUAUUUUUUAUGAUAUACAUUAUAUUUAUUGUUCGAGUCUUAUUAUAUUAAUAGAAUCCUCUACUCGAUACGAAUGUUUAGUACGUCCAAUUAAAAAUUUCUAAAAAUAAAAAAAAGAUAUUCGUCGACGUCCAUCCAUUGUGUGCGCAAAAAGACUAUGUAAUCUGUUCUGUAGUGGAUACGUUUGUUGUGUUGUUGUGGCCCUCUGCCGAAUACUUUCGUCCAUCUUGUUCUAGUUGUACUCGUAGUGUUUCAGUAUUUUUUGUUAGUGACGUUAGACUGUUGUGGCUGGGAGUUGGCUCUAAUGUAUUGUACCGGACUUGUUACAUUAACUGCGGACCGGCGCGAACUGCUAGCGUGUGUAUCUACCCGGAGUGUUGAUGGGAGUUGUAGGACAUGUUCGCGUCGAGGUCACCGACUCCUCGCCACUGUUGUGUUACUCUGCCGUCCUGUGGCGUCGCCACACGCGUCCAUUCUUGUCCAUGAGCUGGCCGCUGCACUGCUGUUCCCGCACUCCGCUGAACAUCUCACAAGCAAACACUUCACUCGUUAUCUCUCAACGAAUGUUACUUAUCAGUUUUCGUCCUUUUUGCUCAAAACUUUGCUCACGGGCGGCGGCCAGCGAAUCUAUUGAUAAGACAAAAUUUACAAAAAAUGAAAAAAGAUUUUAUUAAUGUUACGUAUUUAUUGUUUACGUUAUCGGAUGUGAUAUUGGCAGCUUCCCGUGCCGCGGUCGAUCGACCGCUCGGUGACAUAGUCGUUGACCUCUCCUAGCGUCUCACUGACCUUAGGCUAGUUGGACCGUUCCAUGUAGUGGGCACUCGCCCUUAGUAGGUAUUUUUACUGGUUUAGGAUAGAGCUAGAAACAUUAACCUUCAAGUAUACUUAGUAGGUAAUCUAGCGAGGAUGUCCUCGUGUAGUGGAAUUAAUUUGCAAUAUUAACUGUGGUAGCGAUAUUAGUUUGCAGAGCUCAAAGCGCGGCGGCGAGGCUCAGAGCCGCCGCCGCCGGACCAUCGCCUUGCAUUUAUUGUUUAUAGAUAUAAUUAUAUUGACUAGCUUUCAUUAGAGCUUUCUUCAUGUACUUAAACGAUGGACUUACCAAUUGUUAGCUUUACUAUGUAUUUUUCUUUUCUAAGUAUUAUUGUUUCGUAUGUAGCUUAGCAGCAGACAUCGUUUAUGUAUUCUUAUGUCUAGUCACAGAUAACUCCGCGCGUCUUGUGCUCGUUUCAUAGAUAUCAUUUAAACUAUAAUGAAACUCGUACUAGGCGCGGUUUGCAUCGACAUAAUAAUAUUUUUAUAUGCUAUUUGUUAUAAGAGCUGUAUGUUUUUCGACAAAUGAUAUUCAUCUGCAAGGAAUUUUGUCUGUAUUUUACGACACUGUUGAGUUUGUCGAAAUCACUUGACGUUUUCUACAUCGCUUAUUUGAUUCAGAUGUAUUGUUAUUUGUUAAAUAUAUGCCGACUAUAUGUUCAGUGCGCCGAAACUGUUUCGCCACUGCAUAUUAUAAGUAUUAGUGCAAUUUAAAUUUGGUUGUUUCAUAUACAUGAUAUUGUUCUUUGUAUUAUUAUGCAGUAUUUACACAACAUAGUGGGCAUCGCUCGAUGUCUGCUGCCACUCAUCGGUGGCGGUAAUCAUAGCGAUUAACCAAAAAUCAUAUUUUUCUUUAUACAUUAUAACAUUUAGAUAAUUAUUUUGCUUAGGCAUAGAUAUUACGUUAUUAUAGAGUAACUAUUGAUUAUUAGUUACAUUAUUUAAAGAUGACUUUUUGUUAUAAAAUGCCCGCUACUUUAUUAUUGUAUUGCGACAUGAUUUAGGUGUUGGACAACUCGAAGCAUGAAUGUUCCCACUGACCGUGGUCUCAUUUGAAUCUGUAGCUGAGUAAACGUCAAUUAACUUGAAGCUGGGUGCGACUGCGAGCUGAGCAUUAUCGUAGAAACUAUCGCGCAAUCCGUGUUCUCGUGUAAUGUGUGUUGUGUAACAAUGAGCUUGCCGGCGACCCCACGCUUUUCGAUACAACAUUGCACAGUUUGAUGGUUCACUUCGGACGAACAAUUAUAUUUCUUCCUCACUUUAAUUACAGAUGGCCACGUUUUAUUUGCUUUUGUAAUCGAACCAGAUUACAAGUCUUUUAGAAUUAAACCCAAUGAGCUUGUUUGUGUAAGCGGUGUGUAGAUAUUCACCGACAGAUGUAAUGAACCAGCGCCGGGAACAUAUCAUGACAGAGCGGAUUUAUUUUCAUUGUGUAAGGCACACCGUGUUGUCCCAAUGACUGAUUUGAAUCAUGUAUGAGAAUAAUAAAUUAUAUAUUUAAAACAUU